AUGAAGUUUUGGCAUCCCAACGAUAAAGUAGACCUUGAUUUUAGAAAAAUGGAAAAUCGAAUAUUUGGUUUCUUAUCCAAAGAAGAUUUGAAAAAUACGGCGUUAGCACUUUCCUGCACUUAUGCAUUAUCACGACACAGAUAUUCCCUGAGGGGAAUUCUCGAGAUGUCGAAAUAUGCAAACUAUGAGUUAAAACCAACGACGUGGAAUACUGCAUUACGGGGACGAGAAAAACCGAUCGACGUAAUAGCCGGGGCUCAUCCUGAUUGUUCACUUUUGAUAUUCACAUCUUACAAAGAUCAUCUAGAAAUAUUCAAGAGACUCGUACUCGCAUAUACAAAUGACCCAUUCCAUCGCAAUGAAGUAGAAGGAAGUCCAAUGAACGGAGCAAUCAUCCCACGCGAUUUAAGUUUCUUCUCGCAUCAAUAUUUUUAUCUCAAGCAAAGAAUGAGUGGAUACGCUACAAGUUUAGCACAGGAUGUAGUCAGUGAAAUUAGAAAGGAAGUAAAGAGAGCGCCAAUUUGCGUUGCUGCUCAAUCAAAUAAUCGAAAAGAGGAGUAA
This is a messenger RNA of Loa loa (African eye worm), 561 nucleotides long. RefSeq lists its product as hypothetical. The record is from RefSeq and is a predicted model, not a curated record. The transcript has 5 exons. The coding region runs from base 1 to 561 and encodes 186 amino acids. NCBI's taxonomy places the organism in Eukaryota, Metazoa, Nematoda, Chromadorea, Rhabditida, Onchocercidae.